AAUACAUUUUUGGGUGCUAGCUUACUACCUAAUAUUUAUCUAGGUUCAAAGUUUAUGCUAGAAGACACACCAUAUGGUGAUGAACAUAUUUAUUUAGGUUCCAAGUUUAUGCUAGGCGCACCAUAUGGUGACAACCUUCCAGGUCAGGACACAUACCAGGAACCACCAGCAGAGGGCUCUAGUCUCCAAGUGGACGUAUCCCCUGAAAGUAAGCGUCUACAACUACUGACACCAUUUGAGAAAUGGUCUGGCAAAGAUCUGGAAGAUAAUUGUGGGUAUUCUAAUCAAGGUAUUUACUUAAUGAUCAGUAUAUGUAUAUCUUUUAUUGACUCUUUAGAUGUCAUAUCAUGACAUAUUAGUCACUAUGGUAGAGCAGUUCUUCCCAUUGUCGAGUUGAAGAACUGGUAUCUUUAUCAUGGCUAGAACCAUAGACAAUUCUAGCCAGCGCCAGCCUUUUAUCGAGUUAGCAGCACUCUAGUAAUCGCCGGUAUAGGUCAGUAGUCAUAGGUCAAAGACAAAUCACAAGAAG
Owenia fusiformis is the source of this 529-nucleotide messenger RNA. Lineage: Eukaryota; Metazoa; Annelida; Polychaeta; Sabellida; Oweniidae. The record is from the annotation of a GenBank genome assembly.